AUGGACCCCAGACUCCUCCAACCGCGAUCCUACAAUGCCUCAAGCAGCCUCUCGCACUUUACCACCGCGCACCCAGGUGCACCACACACCCACUCGCAGGGCGACAUCCGCCAAACAACCAUGGAACUCUCCUGCCUUCCAGCACCCACCGCAGGGCCCACACCUACACCAGGCUCCUUCAAACGCCCUCCACCUCCCCCGACUAUCCCAGAAUUCGAACAUGAUUCCGAUACGACCUCUGGGUUUAUCUUCCCAGCGGCAUCGCCUUCGGGGACUGGACAUACCGAGUUGCCUGCUAUCACUACUACACCCCACCGCGGAGAUGUUGAUGGACACGGGGACACUGAUAUCACGACGACACCCGCGGAUUCACUCACGACGUCGAUCUCAUCUCUCGUUUCUGGAUCGUCUGUGACUCCCUCUUCUGCAUCAAGCGAUGCUGCUGUUACGGGCGCAUCUGGUAGCGUUCACCAUGGCCACCAGGAACGGCGCCAGCCUAAAAGACCGUCUGGUCUAUCCCUUCUUCGUCCUCUGUCAAGUUCUUCUUCCUCCGCGUCUUCUUCCUCUCCUUCCCCUCCCCGUUCCCCAAGUUCGAUUGGGGCUUUGCGUUUCCCGGCGUCGUCGUCACCCGCGCGGGGAUCCGGCACUGCACGAGCACGCGUCGAAGGCUUAGAGCGCGCUGGGAGCCAGACGGACGACACGACGACGCCCAUGGGCACACCACGACCUACACACCGGCCAUUGCAGUCGGACCCCGCGCGUUUCGACGACUCGGCCAUCAUCGAUGUCGACGAGCAUACUCCUCUGUUGCGACAGAAAGGCCAGCCCCAGCCGGUUUCGGUCUCUGCCUCCGCACAUGUGUCUGCGAGUCCGGAUUCAGGACUCGUCCCGCCUUCUUAUCUCACCGCACCCGAGUCCUCACACGCGUCCACGCCGACGCCCAAGCCCUCCUCGUCAUCUCCUCCUCUCCCUCUGGCAUCUCCUGGGCCUCUCGCGUUGGACGGCAGCUCACGCCCACAAACAUGGAACGCAACCGCGCAGAUGCUCCACCAACGCUGGGCCAAUCUGAAGCACGAUAUCAAACCUUCAGAGGUUCGACGUCGGGUAAGGGAGAUGGACGUCCUCGGGACGCCUGUACGCUCGAUACCGGCGGUGUUGUUGGGUUGUUUGUUGAAUAUUUUGGAUGGGGUUUCUUACGGCAUGAUCAUCUUCCCCGCGACAGGCGUCUUCGCCCCCCUCGGACCUAUGGGCGUCUCCAUGUUCUUCGUCUCGGCCGUCGUUGCCCAGCUCGUGUACACCCUUGGAGGGAGUGGGUUUGCGGGUGGGAAUGGGAGUAUGAUGAUUGAGGUUGUGCCCUUCUUCCACAUCCUAGCCAACAGCAUCGCCGCCCAAAUCGGCGAAGACCGUCCAAAGGAAAUCAUUGCAACCACGCUCGUCGCGUACGCGUUCAGCUCCGUCCUGACGGGUGUAACGUUCUUCCUCCUCGGUGCGCUCAGGCUGGGUGUGUUGGUUGGUUUUUUCCCGAGGCAUAUUCUUGUUGGAUGCAUAGGCGGCGUCGGCGUCUUCCUCAUCCUCACCGGUUUCGCCGUCGCACUCCGCGUACCCGACGACGAACUCACUUUUUCACUCGAGACGCUCCGCUUCAUGUUUCUGGAUACGCAUAACUUGGUGCUGUGGCUUCUGCCGUUGGGUAUGGCGGUGCUGUUGAGGGUUGUGACGCAGAGGUGGCAUCAUCAGUUGAUUUUUCCUAUUUAUUUCAUGGCGAUCCCGGUGCUAUUCUACGUCGUCGUCCUCGUUGCGCGUAUGGAUCUCUCACAACUCCGGACUGAAGGCUGGCUUUUCGACAUUGCGGAUUCGGCACAUGAACCGUGGUAUCAGUUUUAUUCUUACCUCGACUUCCGACUGGUGCAUUUCGCUCCGCUGUGGUCGACGCUGCCUACCCAGUUUGCGCUGCUGUUCUUUAAUAUCCUCCAUCCUCCCUUGAACGUACCUGCUCUCGCCGUCUCCCUGGACAUGGACGUCGAUUCGAACAAAGAGCUGGUAGCUCAUGGAUACUCGAAUUUGUUAUCUGGGUUGCUCGCCUCUGUCCCGAAUUACUUGGUUUAUGUGAACACGCUUUUGUUCUACCGCGUAGGCGGCGACACCCGAAUCUCGAGCUUCCUCCUCGCCGUUGCGACGUUUGGGCUACUCGUUAUCGGGACUGGGCCCAUUGCUUACCUGCCCGUUAUGGUCGUCGGCGCUCUUAUCUUUGUGCUUGGGAUCGACCUUGUCAAGGAGGCCUUGUGGGAUACGAGGCAUCGUGUUAGUCGAUCGGAGUAUAUCACCAUACUGAGUAUCAUGAUCACCAUGACAGUCUGGGAUUUCGUUAUUGGCGUGUUAUUCGGGAUCGUGGUCAGCUGUUUCUUCUUUGUGGUACAAAACUCGCAUCGGAGGAGUAUUCGAGCGAUUUUUACUGGGGAUACGGCGAUGUCUGCUGUGCGCAGGCCGAGUUUGCAGAGGGCGUAUAUUCGGGAGGUUGCGAAGCAGACUACUGUGCUUCGGUUGCAAGGCUUCCUCUUCUUCGGCACCAUCGCCUACGUCGAAGAAGCCAUCCGCGAAUUGGUCAACGGACCCUCGUACCACCAAAACCCCGUGCGCUUCCUCGUGCUCGACUUUAGCAUGGUAGCCGGCGUGGACAUGUCUUCCGCCGAAGCGCUCGUCCGCGUGCAAAGGUUGUUGUCGGCUAAACACGUUACGCUUGUUUUGUGCGGGUUUGAAGUCGGGUCGUCGAUUGGCAAGUCGUUGGAUAGUGUGGGGCUUUUGGGAGCUGAUUGGGUCGAGUUGUUUUUGACGUUCAAUGAUGCUAUGGAGUGGACGGAGAAUGAGUAUCUUCGAGCGUGGUAUAGGUCGCAGAAGAUGGAGACGACGGCGGUUACGGCGCUUCCUAUGCCUUCGCGGCGAGAAACUGCGAUCGAGUACCACCACCCCCUCAGUGGGUCGUUUGUCCGGUCACCUAGGCGGAGUCAUAUACGCGAUGCUGGAGAUCGCACCAUAGCUACAGAAAUCAUGGCCCAGCAAGAACCCCAAUACACAGCCGAACCCCUCAACACAAUCAUCAAAGCCUUCUCCUCCUACGGCGAGGUAGACACGACCCUCUUCAGCCCUCUCACCUCCUACCUCGAGGGCACCGCCGUCCCCGCGGGCCACGUCCUCUGGACACAGGGUGACGCCCCCGACGGGCUCUACAUCCUCGAAUCCGGCAUCCUCCGGGCCAUCUACCAAUUCGCCAACCCGGCGCAGAAUUUUGAAGAGUCGAUGGUGGCGGGGACGGUGGCGGGCGAGUUGUCGGCGCUGGCGGAUGCGGAAAGGAAUUGUACGGUUGUGGUGGAGAGUGCGGCUGUGCUUUGGAAGAUGAGCAUGAGAGAUUUGAGGAGGUUGCAGGUGGAGAGGGCGGAGCUUGCGAGGGUGUUUAUUCAGCUUGUGUUGAAAGCGGCUAAAAUUGACUUUGACAUCUUGUUGAGCGCUAUUGCGUCGCGCCGAUGA
Molecule: messenger RNA, 3522 nt
Organism: Coprinopsis cinerea okayama7#130
Lineage: Eukaryota; Fungi; Basidiomycota; Agaricomycetes; Agaricales; Psathyrellaceae
Product: vacuole protein
Exons: 17
Coding region: 1-3522 (1173 amino acids)
Cellular component (GO): membrane
Source: RefSeq, a predicted model, not a curated record